CCCUCACCCAGCGCCACAAACUCUCCCACCAAUCCAGACCUCCUCACAUCCCCGUCGUCCUCCCUCUCCUCCGUCUACUGCCGGACAACAGCAAAUCAUACCAGCAGCCUUUUGUCUCCCUCUCCUUUCCUUGUAGCACCCCUCCCUCUCCGUCGUCCUCCACGGCUCCACGCAGCAGCAGGCCAGAGCAGCACGCAUCAGCAGCCGCCAUGGUCCUCCGCGUACAGUAGCAGCACGCACCAGCACUCCCCUAUCGCCCUUCACUCCGCCGUCGCUCAAGCUUCAAGGUCUCGCAGCGCCUUCCAUCCGCGCAGUCCCUGUUUUUGCCGUCCAGCCCCGUCUUCCCUGCACUGUCUGUUUAUCUAGAACGGAGCCCUAGGUUUCAGAUUAGUUGUCAGUGAUGGAGCAUGGGUCACACUCUGAUCAGAGUAAAUCAACUUUUUCUCUGGCAGAUGAGGAUCAUACAUUUGCAAAUUCUAUGAGAUUCACAUUAAAUCAAGAUCCAAGAGUUACAUUUUGUGGGUACAGCAUUCCUCAUCCGUCCGAUAACCGCGUUAACAUCAGAGUCCAGACAACAGGGGAUCCGGCACGAGAAGUUUUAAAGGAUGCAUGUCAAGAUCUGAUGCUUAUCUGCCAACAUGUAAGGAGCACUUUUGAUAAGGCUAUCAGUGAUUUCAAAAAGAGCGAGACUGUAGAGAUUGAUGAUUCUGAAUAGUAAUAUUUUCUAGUUAUAUACUUGAUUGUUAUUUUGUGGAGUGUUGAUUCUCCACUGUGUAUGGUUGGCAUCAAGUUUUCAUUAAUAUAAAAGACCGUUUUUGCUUUCAAUGAUGUGUU
Messenger RNA from Arachis duranensis, 834 nucleotides. RefSeq lists its product as uncharacterized. The transcript has 4 exons. The record is from RefSeq and is a predicted model, not a curated record. The coding region runs from base 401 to 715 and encodes 104 amino acids. Gene Ontology annotation, molecular function: DNA-directed RNA polymerase activity; protein dimerization activity. Gene Ontology annotation, biological process: DNA-templated transcription. Gene Ontology annotation, cellular component: RNA polymerase I complex; RNA polymerase III complex. Lineage: Eukaryota; Viridiplantae; Streptophyta; Magnoliopsida; Fabales; Fabaceae.